AUGCCAGCGGUGAGUGACAUCGGGGAGAGGAGGUCGGGAGGCCGAGGGAGCACUGUCCUCGCCGCGCUCCUGCUAGGCAGCCCCCGCUGGCACAGAGGCCCAGCACCUUUCGUUCGGCGGUCCAGACAAAUCCUUGGGGAUACCGGGAAAAACAAAAAUCCUCUGCAGUCUAUUAAGGAGGAUACUGGAACAGGCAAGACCCAAGGUGCUUUCUGGCUUCAGUCUCUUGUCAAUGAUGCAUUCCAUGGCAAAGGAUUUCACAUAAUAGAAGAAUAUCUGCAGCAGAAAGAGAGUCACGUGCCUCAAAAAUACAACCAUCUCCUCCUACACCAUAUUGACAGACUGAUAAAUGAGGAACUGGAUAAAAAUGAGUUCUGGAAUUGUUCCCUGCUGCUGAAAUGUAUCCAGAGAUUCUUCAAAGAUGACCCAGACCAAGAGGAGCCCUUGCUAAUUCAGCAGGGACUGAUCCCAAAGAUGGUUUCCUGGUUUGAGACAGUCACAGGAUUUCUGAUGACAAACAUCAUGGCCUCAGAUGCCCUGCUGACUACUGCCCUGGGAGACUUCCUGGACACUGCACUGGUCAUUUCCAGGCACAGCAGGAAAGGGGCAAUCCAGAUGUUGGAUUCCUUCAUACGUAAUUUAGGAUUCCUGGUAGCAGAAAGCACCGUGAAGCCCUCCAUUCAGCAGGAGGCUCUGAGCACUUUGAACUGCAUCUUGGACGCCGUGCCCCGGGAAGAGAGAAGGAAGCUCUCCUCGGCAGAAGGCACACGCAGUCUUAUGAAAGAAUUGGCAAGGACAAUCUUGACUGUGGGAGAUUAUAGCCAGCAGGUUGCUCUAGCUGAGGCGUUGUGUAGACUGACCACUGGCACACUGAGGAAUGAACUUGCUCUUCAGUGGUUUGAUGAUGCUGUCCUGGCUGAAGCUUUCCAAGAAAUUAAGAACCGGGAAUUUGAGACGGACUGUCGGCAGUUUCUCAAUUUCCUGAAUAACAGACUCGGUGACAGGAGAAGGGUCUACUCAUUCCCGUGCUUAGCUGCUUUUGCUGAUGCUCAGGAGAUGAGAAAGCCAGCUGACGAAAAAUUAGAGGAAUUUUGGAUUGAUUUCAACCUAGGAAGCCAAAGCGUGACUUUUUACAUAGAUAAUAGAGAGAGUGCUCUGUGGGAGCCCGUACAACUUGUGAAGGAGGCAGUGGCCAAGUUCAGCAUAAUGGAAAAUGAUAGGAUGAAGAUGUUGGUUGUUUACCUGAAAGAGUCGAUUAUUAUCAGUAAGAAAGAAGCCAAGACAAUAGAAAUCCACUUUGAUAGGCAACUCGGCAUAUCAGAAGCUUCUGUUCGAGCUUUGGGAGAAGAAAAACAGGUGGCAGCUCUCUCUACUCCUGUUUUGAUAAAAGUCUCCCCUGGCCUUGAAAAAGAAGAUGGUGAUAUUCCUAGUAGCCACAAAAGAGAAACAGAGCAUACAGAAGAAUCUACAAUCCUGCCAGAGCCCGUGGAUGCUGAAGACCGUUGCCUAAUAACCCGCAGCUUUAAUGUUCAGUCAGAGCCUGCUGUGAGUAAAGGGAGCUGGGAAAAGAAGCAAACACAUACAGAAGACCAUUCGCCUGAAAAACCAAAAUCACCUAACCCCAAACAAGUUACCUCAAAACACGAGUAUCCUUCAGAUAUGCAAGAACCAUCAAUUCAAACUCGGGCUUCUAAAGUAAAUGAUACAAAGGAUGAUUCUGCCUUUGAGAGGGACGGAGAACAAGACAGAAGGAUGCCGUUUAAUUAUAGGAAACAUCACUUCUCUGAGAGUAAUGAAGAUUCAAGUUCAAGCACCAGUGAACGAUCUUGGACCCAGAAUUACAAACGGAAAUCCCUACGAACAUAUUCCCACGGGAGGAAGCCAAGAGUCAGGUCUCUAAGGAUCCUACCACUUUCCCCUGUCAGUGGUGGCAGAGGUGGGGAGAAAUAUCAGGCUGAGCUAACACCAGUUUGGAAAGGCAUCUCCAGGCAAAAUGAUACCAUUCUUCCAAACUUUUCUGAAACCAAACUACAAAGCACUUCUGUGAUUUUAACUCCUGAGGCAUCUACACAAAAAAUAGAAUUUCUAAGUCCUCAUUCAUCAGACAGUCUGUCUUCCUUAGAGCACCCAGAAGUUGAAGAAAACAUACCUCAGAUUGAGAGCCGGGAAUCAUUCAUGGAAAACAGUAGCUUCAAACACAAGCUAGAAAAUUCAGAACACAGAGAGACACCAGAUGGAAGUAUUGCUGCCCCAAAGCAAUCAAGAUUAGAAGAUGCUCCAGGAUCCCCCAUUGUGACAGGUAUUUCUACUUUAUCCCAAGAAGAUGUGCCAGAAAAAGCAACUUGUUCUGCCUUAAAAGCAGCCCUUGAACACUUCACUAGAGACCUGAAAAGAAAAUUUGAGCUCAAACAGAAGGAGAUUCCACUUUCUUCGGAGAAGGCAAAGGAAGUGCCAGGCUGCCUAGUCAGACUUUGGAACCAGAUUUACACGUUCAGGCUGAACAAGCUGGAGAGCUUUCACAGUUCUGUUCUUCAGGAGCUGAGCAACUUGGAGAAAGAUCUUCAGGCUCUCAAAUACCUCGAAGAGGAUGCUGUGGAGUUUUGGGAGAAGCAGUCGGCCAACUUACAAUCGUUCUGUGAUCAGCAAGCACUGAGGUUUAGCUCAACUCAGUCUUCAUAAGGAAAGUCAAAGCCUGGCUUUAUGACUGCACCCCUCAGGUACAAAUAGCCUGAGAUGGGAGAUAUGGAGAUGCAGUCUGUGGUGCCUUGGCCCAAGAGCUGUCCUUCAGAGCUAUGCUCAGCAGCAUACAGCCCUUAGCAGGUGCUGAGUUAGGGCGGGUUCACAUCGUGUACCAUAUUACCCAUUUGUUCAUUGAAACUAAGCUUCUUAUUCAAACAUGGUCCAGUAAUAGAAAAACCCAAGAUGUUCAGCAAUUUCAAGUGUCUACUUUUCAAUUUAAAAAGAGUAAACUUUAUUUUAAUUUGAGAAAUGCCUUCAAGUUUUACAGGAACUAGAACUUCAGCAGCAUCAGCAUAGGGCUUAUUUCAUAAAGGAAAAAUCACCUAGAAACAGAAUUGGAUGAGAACAGUUUGACAUGAAAUUAUAAGGGGAACACACUAGGCUCUUCAGAUAUUUCCACGUCUCUAGCCCUCUACCAAAGCAUGUGCUCAGUAGAGGAGAAAUAUUCCUCCUGAGAUCACUACUAAGUCUCCAUUGAAGUUUGUCUGUAGAGGGCUGCUUGUACAGUGGGGCAUUGAGUUUAUUUUAAAGAAAUUAAACAAAGCCCAUAUAAUCUAAAGCCACUCACAAUGUCAGAUGGCUUAUGACUGGAUCAGUAGAGAGUGCAUUGAACAGUAUGUUCUCAAUAUAAAGUAGUUAUGUUAUAGGGACCAUAUUAAUUUGUAGUUUUUUUCUAAUACAAAUGUAUGUGAUCCUAAUUGAAUUGUUGAGUAUUUUUUCUUUAUAACUUUUAAUG
Molecule: messenger RNA, 3475 nt
Organism: Peromyscus maniculatus bairdii (prairie deer mouse)
Lineage: Eukaryota; Metazoa; Chordata; Mammalia; Rodentia; Cricetidae
Source: RefSeq, a predicted model, not a curated record